UGUCCCUGCAGCUGUCGGCGCGGGAGUGGCGUGCGGUGUAUGUGUCCGUGGUCUCGGUGCUCAAACACCUGCUGGUGGGCCUGGUUCUGGUGGCGCUGGACUUCCUGGUGUUCUGGAUGAUGGAUCAGGUGCACCACCAGGUGAAGGGGGACGUCGUGGCCAGAGCGCCGGUGAAGGUGACGCUGCAGGUGAACGGGUCGGGCUACGCCUCGGACAUCUUCCGAGACCUGGUGGCCUCGUUCGCCGUCCUGCAGCGAGGGAACGUCACCGUGAUCAGCAGGAAGUGUCUGCUGCCGCCGUCGGAGCCGGACUACGCCGGCUGCUUCGUCCUGGGGUUCCUGCUGGGUCUGGCUCUGCUGAUCGCUCUGUUCGGAGGACUCGUCAGGCGCAGCAGCAGACCUACCUGUCUGUGCUCUUCUAUCAUCCAGAGAGAGAGCUAG
Perca fluviatilis (European perch) is the source of this 440-nucleotide messenger RNA. RefSeq names its product DC-STAMP domain containing 2 (gene dcst2). Gene Ontology annotation, cellular component: membrane. The record is from RefSeq and is a predicted model, not a curated record. Lineage: Eukaryota; Metazoa; Chordata; Actinopteri; Perciformes; Percidae.